AUGCCAGGGACAAGCCCAGCUGCUAGGGACAAGCCAAGCUGCCAGGGACAAACCCAGCUGUCAGGGACAAGCCCAGCUGUCAAGGACAAGCCCCGCUGUCAAGGACAAGCCAAGAAGGUGCCAGGAACAAGCCCCGCUGUCAAGGACAAGCCCCGCUGUCAAGGACAAGCCAAGAAGAUGCCAGGGACAGGCCCAGCUGUCAGGGACAAGCCAAAAAGAUGCCAGGAACAAGCCCAGCUGUCAGGGACAAGUCCAGCUGUCAAGGACAAGCCAAGAAGAUGCCAGGGACAGGCCCAGCUGUCAGGGACAAGCCCAGCUGUCAAGGACAAGCCCCGCUGUCAGGGACAAGCCAAAAAGGUGCCAGGAACAAGCCCAGCUGUCAGGGACAAGCCAAGAAGGUGCCAGGAACAAGCCCAGCUGUCAGGGACAAGUCCAGCUGUCAAGGACAAGCCAAGAAGAUGCCAGGGAAAGGCCCCGCUGUCAGGGACAAGCCAAAAAGAUGCUAGGGACAAGCCCAGCUGUCAGGGACAAGCCAAGAAGAUGCCAGGGACAAGCCCAGCUGUCAGGGACAAUUCCAGCUGUCAGGGACACGCCCCGCUGUCAAGGACAAGUCCCGCUGUCAAGGACAAGCCAAGAAGAUGCCAGGGACAGGCCCCGCUGUCAGGGACAAGCCAAAAAGAUGCCAGGGACAAGCCCAGCUGUCAGGGAGAAGCCAAGAAGAUGCCAGGGACAAGCCCAGCUGUCAGGGACAAGUCCAGCUGUCAGGGACAAGUCAAGAAGAUGCCAGGGACAGGCCCCGCUGUCAGGGACAAGCCAAAAAGAUGCCAGGGACAAGCCCAGCUGUCAGGGACAAGUCCAGCUGUCAAAGACAAGCCCCGCUGUCAAGGACAAGCCCCGCUGUCAGGGACAAGCCAAGAAUGUGCCAGGAACAAGCCCAGCUGUCAGGGACAAGUCCAGCUGUCAAGGACAAGCCAAGAAGAUGCCAGGGACAGGCCCCGCUGUCAGGGACAAGCCAAAAAGAUGCCAGGGACAAGCCCAGCUGUCAGGGACAAGUCCAGCUGUCAAAGACAAGCCCCGCUGUCAAGGACAAGCCCCGCUGUCAGGGACAAGCCAAGAAUGUGCCAGGAACAAGCCCAGCUGUCAGGGACAAGUCCAGCUGUCAAGGACAAGCCAAGAAGAUGCCAGGGACAAGCCCCGCUGUCAGGGACAAGCCAAGAAGGUGCCAGGGACAAGCCCAGCUGGACAAGCCAAAAAGAUGCCAGGGACAAGCCCAGCUGUCAGGGACAAGUCCAGCUGUCAGGGACAAGCCAAGAGGAUGCCAGGGACAAGCACAGCUGUCAGGGACAAGCCAAGAAGGUGCCAGGGACAAGCCUCGCUGUCAGGGACAAGCCAAGAAGGUACCAGGGACAAGCCCAGCUGUCAGUGACAAGCCAAGAAGGUGCCAGGAACAAGUCCAGCUGUCAGGGACAAGUCCAGCUGCCAGGAACAAGCACAGCUGCCAGGGAUAAGCCAAGAAGAUGCCAGGGACAAGCCCAGCUGGACAAGCCAAGAAGAUGCCAGGGACGAGCAAAGCUGCCAGGGAGAAGACCGGCUGUCUGGGACAAGCCCAGCUGCCAGGGACAAGCUAAGCUGCUAGGAAUAAGUCCAGCUGUCAGGGACAAGCCCAGCUGCCAGGGACAAGCCAAGCUGCUUGGAACAAGCCCAGCUGCCAGGGACAAACCCAGCUGUCAGGGACAAGCCCCGCUGGCAGAGACAAGCCCAGCUGUCAGGGACAAGUCCAGCUGCCAGGGACAAGCCCCGCUGGCAGAGACAAGCCCAGCUGCCAUGGACAGGCCCAGGCAGGAAGAAGCCAAGUUUCCAGGUAAAAAUUCUAGCUGUCGGGGACAAGCUUAUCUGCUAAAGACAAGCCCGACUACUAUAGACAAGCCCAGCUGCCAAGAAGAAGCACAGUUGCUAAAGACAAACCCAGUUACUAUAGACGAGCCCAGCUACCAGGGACUAGCCCAACAAGCCCAGCUGCCAGGGUCUAGCCCAGCUGUUAUAAACAAGCCAUCUUACCAGGGAGAAGACCAGCUGCCAGGGACAUGCCCAUAUUCUAGGGACAAGCCCAUCUGGUAUAGACAUGCCCAGCUGCCAGGCACAAGCCUCGCUAUUAUAGACAAGCCAACUUACCAGGGAGAAGCCCAGCUGCCAGGGACAUGCCCAUUUUCUAGGGACAAGCCCAUCUGGUAUAGACAUGCCCAGCUGCCAGGCACUAGCCCAGCUAUUAUAGACAAACCAACUUACCAGGGAGAAGCCCAGCUGCCAGGGACAUGCCCAUUUUCUAGGGACAAGCCUAUCUGGUAA
Mya arenaria is the source of this 2346-nucleotide messenger RNA. RefSeq names its product serine/arginine repetitive matrix protein 2-like. The coding region runs from base 1 to 2346 and encodes 781 amino acids. The transcript is spliced from 4 exons. Lineage: Eukaryota; Metazoa; Mollusca; Bivalvia; Myida; Myidae. The record is from RefSeq and is a predicted model, not a curated record.